CUGCACUAUGGGACCCUCAUGGGCAGCAGAGCUUGUGUCCAAAUGGCAGCAGCUGCCUGGGGCAGUGGUUUUCUCUGUGCUGUGCUGCACACUGGGAACACAUUUUCAAUACCACUCUGCCAAGGCAACACAGUGGACCAGUUCUUCUGUGAAAUCCCCCAGAUCCUCAAGCUCUCCUGCGCAGACUCCUACCUCAGGGAACUGGGGCUUCUUGUGGUUAGUCUUUGUUUAGUCUUCGGGUGUUUCAUUUGCAUUGUGCUGUCCUAUGUGCAGAUCUUCACUGCUGUGCUGAGGAUCCCCUCUGAGCAGGGCCGCCACAAAGCCUUUUCCAUAUGCCUCCCACACCUGGCCGUGGUCUCCCUGUUUCUCAGCACUGGCAUGUUUGCCUACCUGAAACCCCCCUCCCUCUCCUCCCCAGCUCUGGAUCUGGUGGUGGCUGUUCUGUAUUCGGUGGUGCCUCCAGGGAAGGGUCGGCAGUGGAGACGUCGUGUGGGCCCGGUCCAGACCCAGGCUGUGUCCCACAUCACAAGUGGAGGGGGACAAGGGAGUGUGGGGCUGGCAAAGGCCUCACCCCAUCGUCUGCUGGUGGACAGCCUGCGAGAGAAGCACAGCCUGUCUCUGUGGCUGGGGUCUUUCCAUUCAUGA
Dromaius novaehollandiae (emu) is the source of this 645-nucleotide messenger RNA. Its product is annotated as olfactory receptor 14A16-like. Gene Ontology annotation, molecular function: olfactory receptor activity; odorant binding. The transcript is spliced from 2 exons. Gene Ontology annotation, biological process: G protein-coupled receptor signaling pathway. The record is from RefSeq and is a predicted model, not a curated record. Lineage: Eukaryota; Metazoa; Chordata; Aves; Casuariiformes; Dromaiidae. Gene Ontology annotation, cellular component: membrane. The annotation marks the transcript as partial.